Messenger RNA from Macrobrachium nipponense, 2148 nucleotides. Its product is annotated as fumarate hydratase, mitochondrial-like. NCBI's taxonomy places the organism in Eukaryota, Metazoa, Arthropoda, Malacostraca, Decapoda, Palaemonidae. The coding region runs from base 61 to 1665 and encodes 534 amino acids. Gene Ontology annotation, cellular component: tricarboxylic acid cycle heteromeric enzyme complex; mitochondrion. The transcript has 13 exons. Gene Ontology annotation, molecular function: fumarate hydratase activity. The record is from RefSeq and is a predicted model, not a curated record. Gene Ontology annotation, biological process: fumarate metabolic process; malate metabolic process; tricarboxylic acid cycle.
CCCUUCCUUCCUUGUUGUGCCGGUGGCCCUGUCCUGAGCAUAAUAGAAAUCGUAGGAACCAUGGCUGCGCUAAGGAUCACCUCUUGUCGAAUUGUAAACAGCCUACGGGGACCAGUCCCUGCCAAUACUGCUGGCAUAGCAACAACCAGCAUCAUGAAAACUAAAAUAGGAACUACAAAGGUUAAGCAGUUUAUCGAAGGCCUGAGUAAGUUCAAGCCCUCUGAGACACCAGGAAAGGAUCUCAAAUUUGGAAGAAGUUUGGGAAGUAAGGAAGGUGUCCGCAAAGAAGCAGAUACGUUUGGAGAACUAGAAGUGCCAAACUCGAAGUACUAUGGCGCCCAGACGGUUCGCUCUGUCAUGAAUUUUCCAAUUGGUGGGGAGACAGAGCGUAUGCCCCUGCCUGUCAUAAAGGCAUUUGGAGUUCUGAAGAAAGCAGCAGCAGAAGUUAAUAAAGAAUAUGGCUUAGAUCCAGUCGUAGCUGAUGCUAUUUCCCAAGCAGCAGAUCAGGUCAUUAGUGGGGAGCUCUAUGAUGAACACUUCCCCCUUGUUAUCUGGCAGACAGGUUCCGGGACGCAGUCAAACAUGAACACUAAUGAAGUUAUCGCUAAUAGGGCUAUUGAAAUUCUUGGAGGAGAACUGGGUUCCAAGUCACCUGUGCAUCCUAAUGACCAUGUCAACAAAAGUCAGAGUUCAAAUGAUACCUACCCUACUGCAAUGCACAUAGCAACAGCAGUUGAAAUUCAUAAUACACUUCUCCCCGGCCUCGUAGCUUUGCACAAAGCUUUGGAUGCUAAAGCUAAAGAAUUUGCUGACAUAAUUAAGAUUGGUAGAACCCAUACUCAGGAUGCCACUCCGUUAACUUUAGGGCAAGAAUUUGGUGGGUAUGCACAACAAAUAGAGUUCGGCAUCGAACGUGUAAAAACUUGUCUGCCUAGAAUUUAUCUUCUAGCUGCUGGAGGUACUGCUGUAGGCACUGGUCUAAACACAAGGAUUGGUUUUGCUGAAAAGGUGGCAGCUAAGGUGUCAGAACUUACAGGAUUGCCCUUUGAGACUGCUCCUAACAAAUUUGAAGCCCUGGCUGCCCAUGAUGCAUUGGUUGAGGUGUCAGGAGCUCUCAAUGUAGUGGCAUGUUCCAUCAUGAAAAUUGCUAAUGACAUCAGAUUUCUUGCUUCAGGCCCUCGAUGUGGUCUUGGAGAAAUUUCUCUUCCAGAAAAUGAACCAGGAUCUUCCAUUAUGCCAGGGAAAGUCAAUCCAACUCAGUGUGAAGCAAUUACAAUGGUUGCUGCUCAGGUAAUGGGAAAUCAUGUUGCAGUCACUGUAGGAGGUUCAAACGGUCACUUUGAACUCAACGUUUUUAAACCAAUGAUGGUUGCAAAUGUCUUGAGGUCCAUUCGAUUAAUUGGCGACAGCUCCCAUGCCUUUGUUAAUAAUUGCGUUGUUGGAAUUGAAGCUAAUCGUGAAAGAAUACACAAGCUUCUUCAUGAGUCGCUGAUGUUAGUUACUGCAUUAAAUCCUCACAUUGGAUAUGACAAGGCUGCAAAGAUUGCAAAAACAGCUCACAAGGAGGGUACAACUUUGAAGGAAUCAGCAUUAAACCUAGGCUACCUAACGGAAGAGGAAUUCGCAAAGUGGGUACGACCUGAGGAUAUGCUGGGACCUAAGUAAAAGAAUUUCACAAGGUGCAUGAUACUCUUUAAUGGUCAUUGACAAAUAAGAUUAUUUGUACUAAGUCCUGAACAGUGAGAUACAAUCAUAGAUUCUGUAACAUGUUUCUCUUUAUGGGGCAAAAGUUAGUCAUCCAUUUGAGGCCAAAUCUCUAAUGUUAAUAUUAUAAUUCUUUGGAAAAAACAGGAUAGUCUGUAAAAUGUUUGAUGUGGGUAUUAUAACAGAACACUGCACAUAAGUGUAGGUAGAGUUUUUUAUGCAAAUGUAUUAUAAUGUUAAAAGAAAUUUUGAACUAUUUUCAUAUGGCUUAUGUCAGGAAUGUAUAUUAAAUGAUAAUGUUGUUAAAGGUUUAUUUUGUUGUUUUGAUAUAUAUUUUUUUUUCAAGGUGAAAACACCUAGGUGAUUAAGCACUGUACAUAACAUUAUCUUUGGUGUCUGAAUAUUUAGUUGCAAAAAAUUUACAUAAGAAUUUAUGUUCAUCAA